ACAAGUUGGUCGAGGAGUCGAAAUGGUAUCGUCCAGGCCAGCAGGUGGUGCUGCUGAACGAUGAUGCCGAAGAUGAAGAGUGAUAACACACAAUCGAGAUCAACAAAUCAUGGUCAAUCAUCGAGCAGUUUCGAGAACAAAGGUGACAUAACUCUGUUCUUGAUGCGCUGCGGGAGCUCCCCGCGGGACCCCACAUCGGCAUCUCAUGGUUCCCCACAUUCUGCCCUGGCAUCCAUGUUAACAUGCACUGUGUAACCGUCGAUCUACGAAAUGGAACCUUACAAGCUUUUCUCAUACAGACAUUUCUGCUCUAACCACGUUCCAGACUUCAAGCAUGGCAUUAAACGAGUUGAAGGAAAACGUCACAGCCCAGAACCCCUCGCGUGAGACGUCGCCCAACCGGGGAACAUCGCUCCCACAAGAAGAGGCCAUACCAGCAAUCCGCAAGCCGCUCCGACAAUGGCAAAAGGACAACAACAUCGACACCAACGCCCAAAUCAAGCUUCGGCGGAUCGCCCACAUGCGCUACCAACACCCAGACCUGCAAGAGAUCACCACCUUCCUGCGUGACUUUGGCAUGAGCGUCGCGAAAAAGACGGAAACGCAGAGAUGGUUCAAGGGCUAUGGCCGCGAUCAAUACGUCUACUACGCCCAGCAGGGCGAGAAGAAAUUCCUCGGCGGCACCUUCGAGGUCGAGAGCUACGCUGAGCUCGAAAAAGCCGCUCGCCUCCCUACCGCAGGGCCCAUAGAGGAACUCGUCGACGCCCCAGGAGGCGGGCACAUGGUCACUCUCACAGACCCGCAAGGCUUCCCCAUCAACCUACUCUUCGGCCAGACACCCGCACCAGGCGGCCCCCUCCCGGAAAUCCUGGCAACAAACUACGAAACGCACAAGCCCCGUAUCGCGCGUUUCCAGCGCUUCAAGCCCGGUCCCGCCGCAGUGCACAAGCUGGGCCACUACGGUCUCUGCGUGACCGACUUCCCGACCCAGCUCGAAUGGUACACGCGCACCUUCAACUUCGCCCCUACCGAUUUCCUGUACGUCGACACGCCCGAGGGCGAGAGGAAAGACGUCGCUGUUUUCCUGCACAUCGACAUUGGCCAGGAGUACACGGAUCAUCACACCUUCUUCAUGUCGUCGAACCCGACCUCGCACGUGCACCACUGCUCCUUCGAGGUGCACGACUUCGAUUCCCAGAUCCUCGGCCACGAGUGGCUGGCUAGUAAAGGGUAUAAGCUCGUUUGGGGCGUCGGGAGGCAUAUCCUCGGUAGUCAGAUCUUUGACUAUUGGUGGGACACGAGCGGGAAUAUGGUCGAGCAUUAUGCGGAUGGGGAUUUGGUGAAUGAGGAUACGCCCGUAGGGUGGGGAGCGGCGGGCGAUGAGAGUUUAGCGGUCUGGGGUCCCGAGGUGCCGAAGUGGUUUUUGGAUUAGAAGGAUGCAGUUGUUGCUCGAGAGGGGCCAGAAGAGGAUGUAAAACGAGGACUUGUUCGUAGUGAUAUUGCUGGGGAAUCGUUGGUAUCAUGGUCAUGUCUAU
This is a messenger RNA of Westerdykella ornata, 1535 nucleotides long. RefSeq lists its product as uncharacterized. Gene Ontology annotation, cellular component: mitochondrion. The record is from RefSeq and is a predicted model, not a curated record. The transcript is spliced from 2 exons. Gene Ontology annotation, molecular function: methylmalonyl-CoA epimerase activity. Gene Ontology annotation, biological process: L-methylmalonyl-CoA metabolic process. Lineage: Eukaryota; Fungi; Ascomycota; Dothideomycetes; Pleosporales; Sporormiaceae. Bases 335 to 1432 code for a protein of 365 amino acids.